Molecule: messenger RNA, 1443 nt
Organism: Gossypium arboreum
Lineage: Eukaryota; Viridiplantae; Streptophyta; Magnoliopsida; Malvales; Malvaceae
Product: acyl-protein thioesterase 1-like
Exons: 9
Coding region: 342-1175 (277 amino acids)
Molecular function (GO): hydrolase activity
Source: RefSeq, a predicted model, not a curated record
UGCCCACAAGCAUAGAUUCUCUCAUUGUUGAAAAUCUGUAGUAAGGGAUGGAUGAUGGUGCUCUGCUUGGAUUCUCUCUCUGCUAUUCAAAAGAUUUUUUGCUUUUGUCAUUGUCUUUACCCCUUCCUUUUCAAGGAUGCCCCUCUCUCCCUCCUUUUCUUUGUGUUUUCUAGGCAAUGUUUAGGCUCAUUAUGUAACCUGUUGUACUCUAUUCACCUGUUUUUAUUCCAUUUCCACACUCUCCAUUUGGUUAUAAAUACACAUUUCCCCUUCUGGGUUUUCUUCAUUGUAUCACCUCUUCUCUCACUUUGUCAUUAGGUAUAGACUGAGAGGGAAAAAAAAUGAGCUAUUCACAUAAUACCAUGGGCUCAGGUAGUAGAACUGCUAGAAGGACAUUUGAUUUUGGAAGGACACAUGUUGUUCGACCUAAAGGGAAACACCAGGCAACUAUAGUAUGGCUUCAUGGCCUUGGUGACAACGGCUCAAGGUAUUGCUUCUUUUUCCUUUAUUUUUCACUUCAUUUUCCAAUCCUCAUUUCGUUCCUGUUUUGUUACAGCUGGUCCCAGCUCUUGGAAAGUCUUCCUCUUCCAAAUAUAAAAUGGAUUUGCCCAACUGCUCCUACUCGUCCUGUGGCUUUACUUGGGGGAUUUCCUUACACAGCAUGGUUUGAUGUUAGUGAGCUGUCAGAAAAUGGUCCAGAUGAUUGGGAGGGUUUAGAUGCCUCAGCAGCUCAUAUUGCAAACUUGUUGUCAACAGAGCCAUGUGAUGUUAAGGUCGGAAUUGGAGGCUUCAGUAUGGGUGCUGCAAUGGCACUUUACUCUGCAACUGCUUUUGCUCUGGGAAGGUAUGGAAAUGGCAAUCCAUACAACAUCAACCUAAGGGCAAUUGUUGGACUAAGUGGAUGGCUUCCUGGUUCAAGGUGCUUAAGGAACAAAAUAGAAGUAUCACAUGAAGCUGCACGGCGCGCAGCUUCGUUGCCAAUUAUGCUUGGCCAUGGAACCUGUGAUGAUGUUGUCCCUUACAAACAUGGAGAAAUAUCUGCCCAUUCCUUGAAUGUAGCCGGAUUUCGAAACCUCACUUUUAAAAAUUAUGAAGGGAUUGGUCAUUACACAAUCCCUAAAGAGAUGAAUGAGGUCUGCAAUUGGCUUACAGCAAGACUGGGGCUCGAGGGAUAACGCUAAAUAUAGCAAAGAGUCGGGAAGCAAUAAUGGUGAAAAGAGAGAAGACUGCAUAUGUUACAAGUAGGUAGUAAACAAAAUGGAUUGUUAGGGUAUAUGGUAUACUUGAAUUAGCCCUCUUAAAUCCCUUUUAGUCUGUUUUACCUCUCCUUAAAAAUAAGAAAGUUUCGGAUGUAGGAGGUAGAUUGUAAUAGCCUAGUGAGUCUGUUGUACUUUUUGAGACCAUUUUGGUAAUAGUUAAUGUGAUAUAUGCUGAUAUUUGAAA